Messenger RNA from Colletotrichum phormii, 594 nucleotides. RefSeq lists its product as uncharacterized. Bases 1 to 594 code for a protein of 197 amino acids. NCBI's taxonomy places the organism in Eukaryota, Fungi, Ascomycota, Sordariomycetes, Glomerellales, Glomerellaceae. The record is from RefSeq and is a predicted model, not a curated record. The transcript has a single exon.
AUGACUGAGAAGGCGCCAACUACCUCCGAAAUCAAAGUCGCAGUAGCAGCAUAUAGCAUCCAGCGUCGCGUACUCGAAACGCUUUAUCGCACGCUCCUGGCUGAGCUACGGCAAGCUCACGACACUGAACUCGAAAACUUCAAAGAUGAUCUCCGCCUCCAAGCAGUCAUAUCACACACCACACGCAGCUUGUCUAGCCAAACUUUAACAACCAGUAGCACUGGGAAAUCUGCCACUUCAGAUGAAGGAAGGCUCUCUAAGAGCGGGCGAAUCCGCCGGAGAAUGGAGAUUACGACAUUUGAACUGCUCCAAGCAAAAGAAAGAAGAACAGCAGGAAAGCAUCGCAAGGAAGAGAUUCAUGGACUGAGGAAGGAGCACGGAGAUAUAGUCAUCCCUGAAAAGAAUGGGGGUAUCGCAGAAGCCAACUGCCUCAGAGAGAUCAACACAAUUUUGGUCAACUGGGGCCUCACAAACAUCGAAUUCGCAGGAAAAACUCAUAGAUGGGAGGAUGACUUGGAGGAUAUGGUCGAGUAUUACGUCCAGCGCGAACAAGAAGAGAGUAAACGGCAGCGAGAGGCGCGUUCGGUGUAUUAG